Porites lobata is the source of this 7990-nucleotide messenger RNA. The record is from the annotation of a GenBank genome assembly. Lineage: Eukaryota; Metazoa; Cnidaria; Anthozoa; Scleractinia; Poritidae.
AUGGUAUACUUAAUUAAAAUUGCCGUGUGUGUUAAAUUAGGAAUCAUUUUCAGCAGCUGUGCCUUAUUGAUUGCAUUAGCACUGAUUCGAAAAAUAUAUAACUGAUAGCUGAAUGGACACAUCGAAAAAUAGGUAGAUCCUUAUAACAUUGUUUUCGUUUUGACCCUAGCAGAACUCAUAUUUUUCUAGCUCUAGGAAAUUGUUCCCCACGAGAUAUGUGGUCGAAAUGCUCGUCGCCUUAAAAAAAUGUUUCAGAUCUUAUAGAGGUUUAAGUAAGCCCUAUAACCUUUUUUGUGCUAUUGAUAUAGCUUUUAAUUUUACGCGAAUAGUCAGCUUAGAUACCCAUCUUAAGCUUUCGUUUGCCGCGUUUUAUGUCACGAACAGCCCAGCUAAAAAUCUGACAUUGCUUAAUUCAUACAGGUUUUCAAGGUUCGCGAUUCAUCAUCAGCUGAAACUCAAGAUGGCCAGAAGGUUGCUGAUAGCAUCCUAAAUUAUUUCUCUGGUUUUGAGGCGUUUCAAUUACCUUCUCCCACUUGUGACAAAGAGCUGCUGAAGAAUAUCAACGAUAACAAAAGUCAAAUAAAUCCUUCUUUUAUCCGUGAAUUAGAUCAAUUCAAACGGAUGCUGGGAAAUAUUCUGACCCCUAAAAAGAGCUUUAAUGAAGGAGAGCUGGUUACUGGAGAAGGUACAGAUUUUUUUCGUAAUUUGAGAAGAGGAGGACACCAGCCUCAUUUACUAUAGAAAUAAGAUGUAUGAUAUGCAAGUUUCUAGUCGAUAUCAGUUUCUUUCACUACAUAGGAAAAGACAGGGGGUCCUUCAGACUUCGCUUUUUUUCAAAAUAUUUAUCUUAGAGAAAAAUUGUUUUUCCGGCUCACGUUGCAAGUUCUAAUGUUUCUGUCGCUAUUAGGCAGAAAACACUCUACGGAAUAUUGUUAUUGCUGGCGAGCAAAAGUGAGCCCGCAGACUAUUCAUGGUUAGAGGCACUUUUUAAACUGUAUAAGGAAGUUUUUUCAAAAUCCGUCCACAUUCUCGGAAUGCCCGUAUUGUACCAACUAAAAAGCGUUGUAUGCGACCAGGAAGGCCCUGGUGUUGACACAGGAACUUAAAGGGCUUUUUCUUACUCACAUACACAAAUAUGAAAGCCAUUGUCAUUAAUCACGUUUUAAACUUACAUGUUCGCGCACACUUUCUAACUAUCCUUUACUGAUAGUAUUAUUGCUUAUGUCAUUUCCUUCCGUUCUUGAAUGUAAGUGACCGGUAUCUAGAAUAAUCGGGCCUUGCAUCGAACAUUUUUAUUUCGUUUUACUAGCUGUCAGAGAACCACUCAUCUCCAUUAGAAAUGCACGCAAUGACAAAAAUGCGUAUUUGGCAAAAAAUUGCCAGAGGGUUGGCGAAAACUUAAAAGAGAUUUCAAGGGGUGUGUCUUGUAAAGUAGCGAAGUUGACGCUGGAAAAUAGCGAAUCUGGCAAAAAUUUGCCAUGCGUUUGGCCAAAGGCUUAGCGAAAAUUUAAAAGAGAUUACAAGAGGAACUCCAUGUAAGGUGGCGAAGUUGAUGAGAGUGGCAAAUAUCACAAAAGUGCCCAGAUAUGGUGUAUGUAUGUCCCGUUGUUCAAACAUGUCUCCAAGUAUUGCCAGGAUCUAGAAUUCAUGCUUCAGUUUACAAGGGCCAUUUUGAAACAAGUGAUAUUGCUAUUUUUGUUGCAUAUAAAGUAGAAAUACUGUUAAUAGUCCCAACGCAAUUUUUGGCCCAACUUGUGUCUGAUUAUGGCCAGGAUCAUGUGUUUAUCACUUUCCAAUUGCCAAAUAAUAUGUACAAGAGUCAAAUAACAUUGUGACCUCCAUCUGAGACUACACAACUCAAUUGUUACCAAUAUGCUGCUAUAACAUUACAAGACACUUCCGUUAUUGGUUCACUGCAUUAAUUAAUCUUGGAGUUUUCACUCUUAAAUCAAUACACUUACACUUUCUGUAGACAUCACGUUCCAAAAUAUCCCAGAAUUACAAAAAAAUGCAUGUCAUUUUCAAAAAAGGUUUUUUUUUCAAAUUAUCCGUUCAUGGAUUCAUGACCUGGGCACUACUCGUCGAACCUCGUCACCAGGACCUAGAGUUAGCCCGCGAGCAAGUUCUCCAGGGCGCCCCUCGUUAGAGAGCCCUGGAGAGCUAUAUCAUUGACCUGUUAUAAUGACACUGGCGAAUUUUCACCAAAUUCCACAUUUCCUUCAAAAUCGCCACUUUGAAAGAAGCCCUUUGCAGUAUCAUUAUAUUUGACUUUCGGCGAAUGUCUGCGAUAUUCAUAUUUUUGCCAAAUUCGUAAUUGCAACUCUCAUAGGAACCAUUUGUUAUCUCGUUCGACUUUUUGCUGACUUUUUGGCGAAUUUUUGCCAUUGUGGCAGUUUUCGCCAAAUUCGCCAUUUUCUUCAAAAUUGCCAUUCUCAAAGGGGACCCAAGAUCGUUUUAUUUGACUUUUUACAAAAGCUUUGGCGAACUUUCGCCAUUUUUGUUAAAAUUGCUACUUUUUUAGGGGCUCCUCUGCCAUCUUAUUUGACUUGUAGCUAACGUUUUAGCGAAUGUUCGCCAAUUUCGUUGAGGGGUACAAUUUGCCACCAAAAGGACCCCUUUGCCAUCUCAUUUGAAUUUUUGAUAAGACUUUGGCGAAUGUUCGCUCUAUUCGCCAAAAUCGCCACUCUCAAAGGGGACCCUUUGCUACCUAAUAAGAAUAUUCACCAAACUUUAGCGAAUUUUCUCCAUUUCCUUUUUUUCCCGGGUAAAGUACAAACUAAUUUAAUGUCCAGUUCCUAGGUUGCUUGCUAGCUCAAUUAGCAAGAGCACCGCACUCAAUUUUUUCAGGCUUUCUCAGUUUCGGAACUGCAUGAGUUGCAUAUUAAAAUUUGAUGAUCGUCACUGCAUUUAUAGUUCUUACUGUCGUUUUCCAGGUCUCGCUGCACGAGUUCAGUUGUACGUUGAAGCACUCAAUAGUCCAGGGGUAAUUCCUAAUAUUCAGAAUGCCUGGGAAACCUUUGUGGAGAGAAAGUGUUUCGAGGCUAUAAGAGGGGCUGUGAAUAAAUACGAAGAUGUUAUGAAGUCAAACCUGAAAAACCAACGUCCUUGUGGUAAUGAUGAAUUGCGCAAGUUCCAUGGGACUGCAUUAGAAAAAGGUGAAGGCUACUUCAUGACAGAAACGGUGGGAAUUUCAACUAGCACCACGGAGAAUUACCUAAACAAACUGAAGGUUGGUAUAAAAUAAAGUAGUUGUCAAUAGCAAGAAUUGGGUAGGGUAGAGGGGUAAAAAAUGUAAAAAAAAAAAAAAAUUGUAAAGUGAUUUUUUACCAACGAAGCACUUAAGAGUUUAUAUGAACUCGUUUAAACGUGUCCGUGCUUUCCAGAUCGAAUUGGAAUUUGGAAGUGUUGGUUUUUGAGGAGAGGGGAAAACCGGAGUACCCGGAGAAAAACCUCUCGGAGCAAGGGAGAGAACCAACAACAAACUCAACCCCCAUAUGGCGUCGACGCCAGGAUUUGAACCCGGGCCACAUCGGUGGGAGGCGAGUGCUCUCACCACUGUGCCACCCUUGCUUCCAGGGGUGUGAAGAAACAUGACGAUAGCUGAGCUUGUUACGCAAGAACCAAGAGGGGAUAAAGGGGACAGAGGAGGCAUCCCCCAUACACACCCCAUAACAUAGGUAAUUCGUCUCGAGUUAUUUUUAGAAUCGGGAUAAAGUUACCUCGCGUGCUGCGUGGAUGUUUCGUGGAGGUUUCGCAUGACUAAACGCCGUGCAAAACAUGUCGAGCGAAAGGCAAUGAAAGCGUAAAGAGAUCGAGAGCAUUUCUGAAUACUGAAGCGAAAUAAGUCGGCGCUCACUUGGGUUAAGGGAAUCGUUGGACUCUUUGACAACCCCUGAAAUCAGUUUAACUCGAAGUUGUCGUAACCUCAGUGCUUUAAUAUAAGGAGAAAUUUCGCCGGUCUAUUGAAACCGGUCGUCUGUACAAUAAAGCAAGUAGGGCGCCAAGUGUUAUUUUUGUUGAAUAAUAAAAGACUAAUAAAAGAAUAAAUAUCAAACCAAAAAUUGCUCUCUUCAAACUGUAAAUUGGAAAUGAUCCUGAUAGAAUAUUCAGCGUGUUAAGGAUUUCCCUGAUGUACUGUUAGCUCUAUACAAGAGAGGAGGUGCGAUUCUUUUUUAAUUUCCGCUUCGCUGACACCGCUUGAGUAGAAAUCUCUAUUUUAUUUUAGUCGUUUUCGUCGACAAAACGAAUAGCAAUAUCGCUCUCCGCGUCUUCCGCCAUUUUUUCAACGUUAAUUCGUGAAGGGCGCGUGGCUCUGAGCGUGGAUCAUCCACGCGGAACCCAUUCGCGCUAUGUGAUUGGCUGUUGUCUAAUCCCCCUUGGGAUCUGUGGUCUUAAAAAUAACUCGAUACGAAUUACCUAUGGAAUAGGGUGUGUAUGGGGGAUGCCUUCUCUGUCCCCUUUAUCCUCUCUAGGCAAGAACCUAAUGGACAAUAGUCAGCCUUUUAUAAUGGCUUCAGUAUAAAACAUAACAGCCCACCAAAUAAAAAAUACCGUCGGUUGCAUCUAAGCGUGGACACGAGACCACAAAACAUUUUCUAAUAGAGCUUUAGACAUGAAGUGUUUUGCCGCCAAACGUCUUAAGUUAGACGGCCAUAAGUUCAACCAUUGAAGUAUUCACUUGUUCCAAAGUAAUCAACUCUUUCAAGCGAUAGAAUUCGUGGACCUACCCGUUCCGGAAAAGCUCUACACUUUUCACUUUAAUCUUCCCUGCAUGGCUUUCGUCACGCCAAGAUACUUAUCCCUAGUUUCCACGGUCUCUGAUAGGAACGCCUGGGACCAUGACUGACGAUUUGAGGCCCACACACGAAAAAAAAGAAACGCUUGCAUUUUCUGAGUCUCGCCACUAAAGCAAGCGAGACUAAUAAGCUACUGUUCGUACUUCACCUUGACCUUGCUGGGUCCCUGGGUGAGCAAGACGGUUCAAAAGUCUUAAGCGAUUCUGGCCUUACUUAAUGGCUUUUAGAAGCUGCAUCUCGAUUUGUAAGCAUCUUAAUAAAUAGCAAACACGGCGAAGCCGGCUUAAAACUCUAGCUUAAAUCUACAAGGUUUUUUACAAUGUUUUCUUCAGGUAUCAGGAUUUUGAGAGACACGUCACUCUCAAUACAUUUCUUCGUGAAAAAAAAAUGUUUAAAUGUUUCAUUGAAUUAUAUUUCUUACCUUGAUUGUUUGGCAAGAUCCCUUUCUUAUGGCUUUGUCGGUUGUUUUCAGUCGUACAUGAACAUUGCAUGCAGGAGUGCUCAAAAUGCUACGUGAAUCACAUGGUUUAGAUUACGAUGUUUUACAAGUAAAAUGCAAGCGAGAUGAUCCUGAGACCUCUUCCUACUAAGUGUGUCGAUUUUUUAUAUAAAUAUAUAUUGUUUAUUUCGAAGCGUAACUCUAUAGACCCCUUUACGGUUGUGAGGGCCUGCUGGGUAAUCAGGACAAGAUGGUGGAAAAAUCAAAAGUUUGUAUGAGAAUGCAAAGUCAUGUAAUUCUUGCCAAUUGAAUAUGUUUGUCACUUUCCCUUUGAAAAAUGUAACUAAUGAGCUUAACGAAACUACACAUUAAGUGUGGAGGCAUAGCAGUCCUUUGUUGCUUUUUAGAAAACCUGAGUUCUUCCAUACUUUUUGUGCAAUCGGACAACACAAGAAUUACAAAUAAUGUAUGUAAGACGUAAAAUUUUCUAAAAAGCGACAAAGGACUGCUAUGCACUCCACAUUUAGUGUAUAGUUUCUUUAAGUUCGUUAGUUCAAGUUUACAAAGAGAAAGUGACGAAUAUAUUCAAAAGGAAGAAUAAGUUGACUUUGAAUUCUCAUACAAACUUUUGAAUUUCCCGCCAUCUUGUCCUGAUAACUCAGCAUGCCCUCACAACCGUAAAAGGGUCUAUUACCGGGUACUGUUCAUUCAAAGAUCGAGAGCUCGCACUGAAAGUUUGGCGCUUCUCAAAAUUCAGAAUUGGCCACAUGGGUGAUUUUGGAAAUUAAAAUGAUAAAGAUUAUUUUUGGAAGUGUUUGCUCAAGGCCCACUAUUACCCCGCAUACUACAUAAUGACAGAUUGACCUGACUGAACAGUCCCGUCUAAUAGUGAAUUCUCUACAUAUAAAAACAUUUUAUGUUGUUGUCAGUUUUAUAAUUUGUUGUGCAAGGGAAGCUCGUGCUUCGAUCGUCCUGAAUAUUGAAUGAGUCCAAUUUGUCUUGUAAAAUUAUUCUGUGAAAAACUGCAGAAUUAUAAGUAGAAUAGGGCAAAAAAUGACAAUCUCCGAGGUUUAAACGAUAAUUAAAAAUUAAACAAAGUCUGAUAGUUCUUUUUACCUCAGAGAUGAUUCAAAAAGGCUGGUUUACGAGCUACCAGAUCUGUAAAGUAAACUCGUAGUGAGCCACACCAAAAAAAUCCGGCCUGAAUUUUCAUUUUGGUCUUCUUCCUUUAGACAGAAAGAUACAACCAAUAAGUUAUAACGUGUAAAUUGGCUGCCACCGACGGCUAUCGUGUCUUAACGGCCUUUAUAGCAUAAAAUUAUAUUUCGGGACUGUCCAAUUACCGUUAUGAAAUAAAGGUGGUGUAGGUGGGCAAAUAGGUUAUUUUGCUUGAGAGGAAUUUAUUUUACAACCCUAAUCUACUGUGAUCAAGGGCGAUUGCUGUGUUUUGGGUCUACAUAUAAGAAUAUUAACUCGAUGUAAGAUUUUACAUGUUCUUUUAUGCUUGCACUGUUUGCAAAUUAUUUUUUCUCUUAAUCACCCAGCCACACCCUUUAAAGUCACAUGGAUCUCUCCAGUUAACUGAUAUGUGGAUAAAUUAUAAAUUUACAUUUAAAUUAUAAAUUUAUGAACUGGAGCUACGCUUUUAGCCCUGACUAAAUCUCUCUAUAUACAAAAAAUCAAUAUAUAUAGAUAUAUAUAUAUAUAUCAUUUUGUUUAUCGAAGGAUUAUCAAAUACUUUCGUUCAGGAAACUUAGCUUUAUUCGGCUAUGUCCUCUUUUGUUUUCGCCUUCGUUUUUCUUCUGUUUAGGAACUAUUAAAUGAGAAGCUGGAAUCAUGGAAAACCAGAAAUGACGAGUUAACAAGAGGAUUCUGUAACAGCUUACUAAUUCAGCUGAAAGAGAAACGUCUUGAUCCACUCCUUCGACGACUACAGGGGAAAGAAGCGGCCAAAAUAUCUUUCGAUGAAAUCAUUGGUGGAUACAAUCAGAUAAAGGAGGAUUACCACAAUUCUGCUAUAGGAGCCAAAGAUGUUAUUGCCGCGGUUUUCUACGAAUUUCACCUGGUACGAUUAAACGUUGAAAAUUGUCCAUUUUUUCGAAUUAUGUAAUGUGACCGCCUAUUUGCUAAGUUAGAUCAGUUCUGGUUCGUCAAAGUUAAAACUGAAACAGACAUCCGUUGGUCUUUAUCAUCUGAGAACCCCCUCCUAGUAGCAACUUAAGACGUUCACCGGAUUAAACUACUGGCCCCAGUUCCUGAAAAGCCGAUUAAUCUAUCUUCCGGUUAGCAGUUAAUCCACGAUUAAAUUUCUUAUUCCACGGAUAACUAAUCGUGGGUUAAAAAGUUGUUCCUAAAAGCGAAAUUAUCCCGCGAUUAACUUAUCCCAGAUUAGUGCAAAAAAAAAAAAAAACAGUUUAACGAGUUUUUCGACAGCCUGCUUCUAAAAAAACUUUUUUCCCCGAUUAGUGAGUUGAUCGUCCUCGCUAGGUUUGUUAAAUUUAACACGUAGUUUAUUCCUAGGUUAGUCUUAAUUGUGCUUUCAGGAACAGAAUCUAAUCGUGGGAUAAGAUUUAUUCCGCGAUAAGCGAUAUUUAAUCCUGGAUUAGCGAUAAUCGGCUUUCCAGAAACCCGGGCCUGGGCUGUUAUUCCUCUCAGUGAAUUUGUGCUCGUUUUUGUUUGUUUGCAGGCCGUUUUGGAAGAACAAGAGCAAUACUUGAGUUUGCUAAGACAACUCAAAGACUAUGAUAAGGAACUA